AUGCAGCACAUCGACGAGUACCGUUCUUUAUAUACAACUUUACGCCGGCUGAGAGGCAAAAUGAAACGUACCAGUGACAACAUCAAAAAGACUGACGCCAAUUUUGUCCGAUCCAACAACGAACGGCUCAAUCGCUGGAGAGAGUAUUUCCAAAAACUUUACAAUCAUCCAACUCCAGGAGGUUAUCCAGUUAAUCAACCGUCUCCAUUCGUUGCUUCGAAUGAUCUGGCAAAAGGGGAUAAUCAAGAAUGCAAAAACUACCGUGGAAUCGGCCUGGUUUCAGUCGUGGACAAAGUCUUCAUGACAGUGAUCCAACAACGACUUCAGACAAGACACGAACAAUUGGCGCGCGAAGAACACGCUGGCUUUCGUCCGUGGAGAGGCUGCUGCGAUCAAGUGUUCACACUACGGCAAUUGCUUGAAGAACGUAUUCGUUGUGGCAAGAGACUGGUUGCUGUAUUCAUCGAUUUCGCCGCUGCAUUUGACAGUGUUCACCAACCGGCACUAUGGAGAUCACUUGUCGCUGAGGUUGUUGACGCAGUCAUGAGAAAAGUCUUUAAAAAUCGACGUGGUGUACAAUUUGGUGAUAACGAAUUCAUUACAGGUCUAAUGUUCGCUGAUGACAGUGUAGUCUUCGCAGAAUCAGAAUCAGAAGCUUCCGACAUCAUUCAAGUACUUGAGUUCAAUAGUCGAAGAGCAAAGAACCGCUGCAACAGCAGACAUCAUCAAUCGAAUCGGACAAGCUGUAGCAGUGUUUGGAACAUUAACAUCAACAUAUAUACGAAAAUGCGGAUCUAUAAAUCACUAGCUCUCUCAGUAUUGCUGUAUGGUGCGGAAUCAUGGACAUUACUACAGAGUGAUCUGAAGAAACUCGAAGUCUUUCGAAUGCGCUGUCCACAUCGUAUCUUGAAUAUCUCAAUUCGAGAUAAAGUAAGAAAUGAAACCAUCAGAAAGUGA
Messenger RNA from Adineta ricciae, 957 nucleotides. The record is from the annotation of a GenBank genome assembly. Lineage: Eukaryota; Metazoa; Rotifera; Eurotatoria; Adinetida; Adinetidae.